GAUCUUUGUGCUGCACACGAAAGGGAAAGGAAACGGCCGCUGCUCCCUCUGUUCCCCCGUCUGCCUGUCGCCUUUUAGCGCUAACGAGCCUGUGAUCGAUCGGGACCUUUCGGGGGAGGCGAGCAAGCAGUGUUCAUUCCCAGCUUCCAGUCAGGGCCUUUCCUACGGGUGUUUGAGUAUCUCUCUGCCUAGCAGCAGCAUCACAGUCCACCGCGAGGACCUCGCUCUGAAAUCCCCGCGGCGACAUUUAUUUAUCGAGCACGAAGUUGAUAGACAAGCUAGCUAGCUAGCCACUUAGCCCAGUCUUAGCUCGCAGAGAGUAGGUUUAAGUUUAUUUUUUCUCCACUUUUAUUUUCCUUUGUGGGUUCUUAUUUUUAAGCGGGACUGUGUGUGCCACUGGCGGUCGUGACUGUUUCCCCCUGAUACCUGAAGACUUAUUAGCGGUCAGGUGUAGAACGGUAAGCCGGCUGUUCGUAGCUAGCGUGCUAACCCAUAGCCUGCUAGCUAAUACCCUGCGUAUUUAAGUUGGGAACCAGUUGGAGGCCUCGGUCCAGCGCCACCUUCAGCCGCCAUAGUGUUCGCAUCGCCCCGCAGUGAGAGGUGACAGCUUCCUUGGUGACGCAGAGACUUCUCCCUGAGGAGCCAAGAAGCAGACGGCUCAUGACUUCUGACCAGGACACGAAAGUUGUAGCUGAACCACAGGUGCAGCAAGUACAAGAGGCAAAAGAGAACUCUCAUUUGGAAUCCGUCAAGGUUUCGGACCUCAACCCCAAUGCAAAAGCAUGGGCCAACCACAUGUUUAGCCUGGACCCCAGCGGGAGUGCUGACAUCACAACUGCUGCCCUGCAGCCAUGGAAGGAAGGCUGCGAUAGUUCUGCCGACCCCGGCCCUGAAGGCUAUGACGCCAGUGAAGACAAAGCGUACAAAGAGCCUCUGCUGACUGACCCUGAUGAGCCUCCACCAGUGGCAGUAAUGCUGGCUGAGCCGGCGCCCGUGGCCUCCGUCACCCUGGACUGCACCGAGCCAGGCUUUACUGACUCCCCGGACAAAGCUGGACACACAGUUAGUGAAGCCCAGGCUGAGAAUCCACAGGAAGGUUUGAGGGAACUCCUGAAGAAGACGCUGGAAUUCUGUCUUUCCAGGGAGAAUUUGGCCAGUGACAUGUACCUCAUCUCCCAGAUGGACAGUGACCAGUAUGUGCCAAUUGUGACGGUGGCCAACCUGGACCACGUCAAGAAGCUCAGCACAGACGUGGAGCUGAUUGUGGACAUUUUACGAUCUCUGCCAUUGGUCCAGGUGGACAAGAAAGGGGAGAAGGUGCGACCCAAUCAGAACCGAUGUAUCGUGAUCCUCAGAGAAGUCCCAGAGAGCACGCCCGUAGAGGAGGUCGAGGCUCUGUUUAAAGGGGAAAACUUACCCAAGUUCAUCAACUGUGAAUUUGCCUACAAUGACAACUGGUUCAUCACAUUUGAAUCAGAAGCAGACGCACAGCAGGCAUAUCAGUAUCUGCGCGAGGAGGUGAAGACCUUCCAAGGGAAGCCUAUUAAGGCGAGAAUAAAGGCCAAGGCAAUCGCUAUCAACACUUUCAUGCCAAAGAACGGUUACCGGCCGGUGGAGGUGAACCCGUACGCCCAGCAGCAGCAGCAGCAACAGCAGCAGCAGCAGCAACAGCAACAACAGCAGCAGCAGCAGCAGCGCUACACGUCGUCCUACUAUAUCCCAUCAGUUUACAGCCCGCAGCAGCAGUUCCCUUUAUACAGCCUCAUCACACCACAGGCCUGGUCGGCCACACACAGCUUCAUCGACCCCACACUGGUGGCCCCAUUUCACAACAGCCAGUUCAUGAACGGAUUUACGACAUCACACAGUUUCAAACCAGCGACGUCUCCUCUCACUGUCAGACACUACUCACUCAGGAACAGCAGGAAUCACAGUAAACCUCACUUGAGGCCGACUAUCCCCACAGCAGACCGCAGCACAGGGCUCCUGGACAGCCCCAGCCUCUUCCCCAGUUUCCCCAGUGAGAGACUGAAUGGCGUUCGCAGCAGCCCGCCAACGCGCCUCAGCUCCAGCCAGUCCAGGACGAGGUUACCGUCCACUGCGGCUUUCCCCCGCCGGGACACCAUCGGCACGGGCCGAGUCACUGAGCCCACGACCACGGACUAUUCACUGGGCAUCGGCCGAGGAAGGAAAAAUGUUUCUACUUCUAGGAAAAAGAGAGACGAAAAGUUUACAAGAGUGACGCCACAGUCGCCGCCGCCUCCUCCGCCCAAACCUCCGUCUCCAAGCUUUGAGCUGGGACUGUCCAGCUUCCCUCCUCUGCCUGGAGCCGCUGGACAACUGAAGUCUGACGACGUGUCCGACAGCAGGCUGGCCAGCAGCGUCGUCGUCGGGACUUUAAAGGAACGGAUCGUAAGCGUGGAGUCCAGCAGUACUGGAUUCUCUCCAGCCGGCCCCAAAGAGCCAAUACGAUCUCCCGCCUCCCCGUUGACGGCGAGCUUCCAGCCCUCGCCGACUGCCCUGACUGUGACCGUGACCUCGACCCCCACCCCGGGACUGACCAUAGCUGCUGGCCCCCCGCACAGUCCUGCUGCCUCCCUCCCAGCAGUAGAGGUGAAGGUGAUGGAGGUGAAGCCGAAGGAGGUGCAGUCGUCUGUGGAGCGAGUUUCCGGAACCUUGUCCACCGCAAGCAAAUCAGUGCAAGUCAAUGGCGCUGCCACAGAGCUGAGGAAGCCGUCGUACGCCGAGAUCUGCCAGCGAGUGAAGGACGCCCCAACGUCGCAGCCGCUGCCGACCCUGACUAAGGAAGCCAAGCCAGCCUGCGGUGCCCCCACGGGUGAGGAGAGGAAGUGCCACGACACCACCUCGGUGGACAUCAAGGCCAGAGAGACACACCCCCUCUCCUCCAAACCUGGCUCAGUGGCUGUCGCCCCAGGCAACAGAGCCCAGCGGGAAACCCGGAGGCCGGGCGGGCGCUGGGUGUCCCCACCCCCUCACUCUCACUCUCACCCGGGGAAAACCUCGAGCAAAGAUUCCCACCACAGCCCGCCAAAGUCUCCACAGUAAGGAGACUCCCUCCCCCUUUACUAUGCUCCACAGAUGCGUUUAAAAAGGAAAUCUAAGUCAGGGCUAUUAAUACAUGUAUCCCAGAAUCAGCAGACACAAACAAGCUUAGAGGACACUUUCUUUUUCUCGAUCAGGGCUUGCAAACAAAAAGCACUUUACUGUGCACGUAGAGCACCGUUCUUUCUUUUUACUCUUAUUUAUUUGCUUUUUCCUUUUUUUUAUUUCACAUUUUUUUUGCGUCAGACGAAAGUCAGGAUCGUUGUCGGAAGAAACCCCUCUCCCCCAACCCAACGCCCCCUAGAGGAUGAUGGGAAAGGGCAUGUACAAACGUGUCUGGCUCUAAAGGUUUAAUGAUGAUGAGAAUUAUGGGUCAUAAUAAGCAGGCUAUGUUUGUUCUAAACACUUAACCCGCGUCCAUAUGCAACCAAAACUCAUCACAACAAAACUCUGGAUAUUUUGGUUAUGUCCACACCCGGAAUUAUUUUUCUAAUUUGUCAGUUAGCACUGGUUAGCGCUGCUUCUUUAAAGAGUCUCCUCUCAUUUUUGUCGCACCUGUGCUGUUUUUUUCAGUGUCAGACAGGAAGUGCAUUUGGAAAGCAGAAACUUAACGGCACCUGGUUUUUUUUCUCGAGAAGCAAACUUUCUUUUACAAUUUUUUUGGGAAACUUUUUCAGAAAUGGUGGAAUUUAGGCAUUAAAUUCGUAGACGUGUUGAGGCGCAGGUUUCCGUGUGCAAAGUACCGCGUAGAAAAUUGUCAACGACUGAUAUCGCGACUUCCUUGACUCUAGCAUUUCCGACUUCCACUGUAAGCAGGCGUGCGUGUGGAGACUGGUGUAAGACCAGAUGGUUUGAGGAUGAUUUUGCUUCAUCUGAAGGGCAAGGAGGAAAUGACAUGACCACUAGCGCGUUUUUUUUGGUACAGUUUUCUGCAACAGGGAGGCGAGGUUUCACGUUCUCUCAGCAAACUCAUGGUGCUAAAGACAUCCGAUCCCAUGUUUCUGUGACUGCAGCUCAUCUCAUACUGAAAACGUAGAAAUAACUUUUUGAUUUUAGGAUUUAUUUAUCUGCUGUUUACCUCUAGUAGACGGUUUAGAAAAAAAAGGGAAAUAAAUCCUUUUAAAGGGAUAAAAUCGAGAUGCAAGUGGAGUUUUUCCAUGAGCAGAUUCAUGCUGCGUUGUCUCUGUCGGUUGAUUUUUGUUGUUUUCACUUGAACUCACUGUGGACACAGACGGACGUCAGCCACAGUUUAGUUCAGAUCAAUUUACGUUAAUAAUGUGUACGAAACAUUAACUGAAAGUUUUAGUUUUUUAUUUCUUUUCGUGAAAGAUUUGAGUUGAGGCUCAUGCGAGCUCAGACAAACUGAACUUUUCCCUUCGCAGAAACCGUGCAAAGUCCGUCCAUGGUGUUGAAGAUGUUUAGCUCCUCCCUCUUUGUUUUUUUGUUUUCCACCUUGGCGUUCUCUCAUUUUUUUCUUCAAGAUUGACCAAAGCACAUGUCCUUUCUCACUUAUCUUACUCACGAUAAGGAUUUAAAUUUAAAGCACCAGUUGCCGUGGGUUACGUUUUUUUUUCUUUGUUUGUGUGAAAAAUAUAUUUUUUCCAAAAACUGGAAUUAUGGUACGGUCCAGUCAUAGUCGUAAAUGUACAAAUAUCCAAUUUGGCAACUCGCGUCAGUCGUGAAAACAGACGUACACAUUGUACAUAAUUUUAUUUAUAGAUGCGUUGUGCCGUUUUUUGUGUGUGCGAAAUACAGCUAACGGUGGCUAGCCUGACAUAUGUUUUUGUCAGACUUCUCAACUCGAAAUGUAUGCAUUCUCAUUUUGACAAGAAGAUUCCAAGAUGGCUGCCACGCGGUUUCAUUUUUGCGCAGACGUGUUGCUACGAUGUUUUUCGACCCAAAACAUAUAGAACGCCGCUAGCCUGAGAUUUGUCGGAUUUCUCAACUCGAAAUUUAUGCAUUCUCAAUUUGGCAGGAUAAUUCCAAGAUGGCUGCCACUUGCGCUGUUUACAUUUUUUCCUUAGACGUGUUGCUACGAUGUUGGUCUACGCAAAAUACCCGACGAGCAUCGCUAAUGGCACUUACUGAUCAGAGUUUGCUGAUUUUCAAUUUCGCAAGUGAUUCCAAGAUGGCUGCCACUUACUCUGUUUAAUGUUUAUCCGUAGACACAACGCAGUUUGUCUAUACAAAAUACCAUAUCAGACUUCGGAACGCACCGUUAAACUGAGAGCAGGUGAAUUUCAGGCACAUUCUUUUUAUAUUUACAUUUUCUUUUCCUUUUUUGUGGGGGGAAGCUUUAAAAAAAUCGCAAAUAUUUUAGGAGUUGGGAAGUCGUCGCUUCUGUUUCACUGUAGCAGCCGCUUUUCCGGCAACAUAACCAGCUUGAUCUUUGAUGUUCUACUGAAAAAAAAAAAAAAUUAUCGUAACUGACUUUGCGAGUUUCGUGCGUUCGGGUUCGUAUUUCAGAUGCAAAAGCCUUAAAAACGAAAGAAGAAAUUAUGCUAAUAAUAAUAAUAAUAAACUGUACGUAAACACAGUAUCACAAAUCUACGCGAGCGACAUCGGACCUCGAACGUUUUGCCAACGUCUUCCUGCAACGGGGAAAAAAACCCACUAAGUCAAAAACAGGAGCUUUUGAGGAGGAAGGAAAAAAAAAAACUGAACUCCCGCUCGCCGCUAGCUACUCUACAUUUCCACGCUAAAGUUUUGUUUGUUUUUUUUAAGGUCUGAGGUGCACUUGGAUGGAUUUAUUUGUUAAUUUUUUUUGUUUUCUUCUCAUCGUCAACAAUGGUUUCAUAUAGAAAUAAACCAAUAAAUCACCAUAUCCACGUAUUUAUGAUGCAGUGCUGUUCAUUCCAUGAGGAAAAUAUCGUUAUGCUUUUUUGUUUUUUUCUGUUUUAGGGAGAAUAAAAGAAAAAAUUUAGAGACAAAAUCAAUGUCUCUCACACACACACACACACACACACACAUACUGACACGCGAGAGAAAGAGAUCCAGUUUUUUGAGAAACUUGAAUUUUAUUUAAACUUGAAAAAUUACGACUUUGCCUUAACUUUUAUACAAUUUAAGAAGAAAAAACUUUCUUUUCACUGAAAAAAAAUAAGUUUGUUUGAGGAGAAAAAAAAAAUCCCCUUAACAUUUAAAUGAAGCGUGGCGGUGUGUAAAAUAAUUUAGUUGCGUUUUCACAAGUCUUACGUCACAAAGAGAAUAAAUCGUACAUUUUUUUUCCUUUUUUUGUUUUUUCUUGUUAAAUAGUUUUUUUGGGGGGGAUAAACCUUGUAAAUGCAAAACUAGUCAAUACUG
Molecule: messenger RNA, 6366 nt
Organism: Solea senegalensis (Senegalese sole)
Lineage: Eukaryota; Metazoa; Chordata; Actinopteri; Pleuronectiformes; Soleidae
Product: la-related protein 4B-like
Exons: 17
Coding region: 661-3066 (801 amino acids)
Biological process (GO): positive regulation of translation
Cellular component (GO): cytosol; cytoplasmic stress granule
Molecular function (GO): mRNA 3'-UTR binding
Source: RefSeq, a predicted model, not a curated record